Messenger RNA from Mycena indigotica, 912 nucleotides. RefSeq names its product RmlD-sub-bind domain-containing protein. NCBI's taxonomy places the organism in Eukaryota, Fungi, Basidiomycota, Agaricomycetes, Agaricales, Mycenaceae. The record is from RefSeq and is a predicted model, not a curated record. The transcript has 7 exons. The coding region runs from base 13 to 912 and encodes 299 amino acids. Gene Ontology annotation, molecular function: methionine adenosyltransferase regulator activity. Gene Ontology annotation, biological process: S-adenosylmethionine biosynthetic process. Gene Ontology annotation, cellular component: methionine adenosyltransferase complex.
CCAACUCUCGCGAUGACCUUCAAAGUCGUGAUAACUGGCGCGUCAGGAGUCCUUGGAUCUGCCAUCCGCAACGCUUUCAAGGGCCAAGCUCAAGUUCUAGCGCUUUCCUUCACCCGAUCAGGCAAUGGCCUCACGCAGCUUGAUCUCUUGGACCAAAACAAGCUCGAAUCCACGCUGAGAGACUUCAAGUCAGACUGGGUCAUUCAUUGUGCGGCAGAGCGGAGACCCGAUGUCGCUGAGAAGGACCCAGACGGCACCCAAAAGCUCAAUGCUGAUGUUCCCUUGCACCUUGCCCAACUCGCGAAAUCAUUGGAUUUCACGCUCAUCUAUAUUUCAACAGAUUAUGUCUUCGACGGCACCUCCCCACCAUACGCUCCCGAUGCCAGCCCCAACCCACUCCAACUCUACGGCCGCACGAAGCGUGACGGAGAGCUGAGCAUUCUCAGUGUCCAAGGCGCCGCUGCCGCCAUCCUUCGCGUACCUGUUCUAUAUGGCCCAGCGCCGAACAACUCAGACUCGGCUGUGAACAUUCUAGUCGACGUUGUCAAAGAUCAGUCAGGGAAGACAUACAAGAUGGACCACUACGCCACCCGCUACCCGACUAACGUCGUCGAUAUUGCCAAUUUCCUCGUCCGCUUGUCUGCUUCAAAGACACCGAUACCCACGAUUCUCCACUACUCGGGCGAUGAGCCCUUUACAAAAUACGAGAUGUGUCUCAUUUUUGCGAAAAUCCUCUCGCUUCCACACGAGCACAUCAUUCCAGAUGCUGCACCACCUACUGGGGCUGGUGCAACAACCCGUCCACGAGAUUGCCGCCUUGGCACCAAAGAAACCGACGAUCUAGCACUGGAUGGCGGUCUGGGGUUGGGGCUAUUCGAGGAAUGGUGGACGGGGUAUUUGCAAAAGCAGUGA